CCUGAGAGAUAACGACAAAGAAACAACAAAAUAAAAAUAAGAAAAAAAUUCCUUUUUUUCCGUAAAAAAGAGGGAAAAAAUUCGAAAAAAAUCGACUGCAACCACCAAAAGCUCAGCCAAAAGCAGAGGCCACAAAUCUCUCUUCAUCUAUCCUUGAGGAUAAACCCAAUUUUUUUGGGGGUUUUUUUUUUCUUUCAUUCGUCUAUGACUCAAAUCUGUUUCUAGGGUUCCAAACCAGAGAGAGACAGAGGUUUAGGAAAAAAAAUGGCCAUGGCGAUGGCUCUUCGGAGGCUUUCUUCUUCAAUUGACAAACCCGUUCGUCCUCUUAUCAGAUCCACUUCUUGCUACAUGUCUUCUUUGCCCAGUGAAGCUGUUGAUGAGAAGGAGAGAUCUCGUGUCACUUGGCCAAAACAGCUUAACGCACCUUUAGAGGAGGUUGAUCCUGAGAUUGCUGACAUUAUUGAGCAUGAGAAAGCUAGGCAAUGGAAGGGACUUGAACUUAUUCCAUCUGAGAACUUCACAUCUGUGUCGGUGAUGCAAGCUGUUGGGUCUGUGAUGACUAACAAGUACAGUGAAGGGUAUCCUGGUGCCAGAUACUAUGGAGGAAACGAGUACAUAGACAUGGCAGAAACCUUAUGCCAGAAGCGCGCUCUUGAAGCUUUCAGGUUAGAUCCUGAAAAGUGGGGAGUGAAUGUGCAACCUUUGUCUGGAUCUCCGGCCAACUUCCAUGUCUACACUGCAUUGUUAAAGCCUCAUGAGAGAAUCAUGGCACUUGAUCUUCCUCAUGGUGGUCAUCUUUCUCAUGGUUAUCAGACUGACACCAAGAAGAUAUCUGCUGUGUCUAUCUUCUUUGAAACAAUGCCCUAUCGACUGGAUGAGAGCACUGGCUACAUUGACUACGAUCAGAUGGAGAAAAGUGCUACUCUUUUCAGGCCAAAAUUGAUUGUUGCUGGUGCAAGUGCUUAUGCUCGAUUGUAUGACUAUGCCCGCAUCCGAAAGGUGUGUAACAAGCAAAAAGCUGUCAUGCUAGCAGAUAUGGCACACAUCAGUGGUCUAGUUGCUGCUGGUGUUAUCCCUUCACCGUUUGACUAUGCAGAUGUUGUAACCACCACAACACACAAGUCACUUCGUGGACCCCGUGGAGCCAUGAUAUUUUUCAGAAAAGGUGUUAAGGAAACUAACAAACAAGGAAAAGAGGUUAUGUAUGAUUUUGAAGACAAGAUCAAUCAAGCUGUAUUCCCUGGUCUUCAAGGUGGCCCACACAACCACACUAUUACAGGACUAGCUGUUGCUUUGAAACAGGCAACUACUUCAGAGUACAAAGCAUACCAAGAGCAAGUCCUGAGUAACAGUACAAGGUUUGCUCAGACUCUGAUGGAGAAAGGAUAUGAACUUGUUUCUGGUGGAACUGACAACCAUCUGGUUCUAGUGAAUCUGAAACCCAAGGGUAUUGAUGGAUCUAGAGUUGAGAAAGUGUUGGAAGCUGUUCACAUUGCAUCCAACAAAAACACUGUUCCUGGAGAUGUUUCUGCCAUGGUUCCUGGUGGAAUCAGAAUGGGUACUCCUGCUCUCACUUCCAGAGGCUUUGUUGAGGAAGACUUUGCCAAGGUAGCUGAAUACUUCGACAAAGCUGUGAAGUUGGCUCUCAAAGUCAAAUCUGAAGCUCAAGGAACCAAACUGAAGGAUUUUGUGUCAGCAAUGGAAUCUUCUUCAACCAUUCAAUCAGAGAUUGCGAAGCUGCGCCAUGAAGUCGAGGAAUUCGCUAAGCAGUUCCCAACAAUUGGGUUUGAGAAAGAAACCAUGAAGUACAAGAACUAAAAAUGUUUUAUCUCACAACUCUUUCUUUUAUUGUCCUUUGAAUUUCCAUGGAAUGUAUAGAUGAUGAUACAUGUAAAACUCUGUUAUUGUCUAUUUUACGCUAUGCAAAAAAUAAUGAUCUGAGUAUUCUCUGUUA
Messenger RNA from Camelina sativa (false flax), 1954 nucleotides. RefSeq names its product serine hydroxymethyltransferase 1, mitochondrial. Gene Ontology annotation, molecular function: pyridoxal phosphate binding; glycine hydroxymethyltransferase activity. Gene Ontology annotation, biological process: tetrahydrofolate interconversion. Lineage: Eukaryota; Viridiplantae; Streptophyta; Magnoliopsida; Brassicales; Brassicaceae. The record is from RefSeq and is a predicted model, not a curated record. Gene Ontology annotation, cellular component: cytoplasm; mitochondrion.